This is a messenger RNA of Branchiostoma floridae (Florida lancelet), 2067 nucleotides long. RefSeq names its product ras-related C3 botulinum toxin substrate 1-like. The transcript is spliced from 5 exons. Lineage: Eukaryota; Metazoa; Chordata; Leptocardii; Amphioxiformes; Branchiostomatidae. The record is from RefSeq and is a predicted model, not a curated record. Gene Ontology annotation, biological process: cortical cytoskeleton organization; establishment or maintenance of cell polarity; small GTPase-mediated signal transduction. Gene Ontology annotation, molecular function: GTP binding; protein kinase binding; GTPase activity. Bases 134 to 712 code for a protein of 192 amino acids. Gene Ontology annotation, cellular component: plasma membrane; cell cortex; cell projection.
AUUAUGGGAAGUGUGAAACUGGUGAAUAGGGAUUGUCUGUUACUGCCUGGGGUUUGGACUUUUUCUCCUGUUCAAGAAAACAGAGUUUCCCACCUGUUGAAGAAGAAAACCGAGUUUCCCCAAAACAAGGACAAUGCAGGCAGUCAAAUGUGUUGUUGUCGGCGACGGCGCUGUGGGUAAAACAAGCCUGCUGAUCACCUACACGACCAACGUCUUUCCUACCGAGAACAUCCCUAGCGUGUUUGACAACUACUCGGCAAACGUGAUGGUGGACGGCAAGCCUAUCAACCUAGGACUGUGGGAUACUGCUGGGCAAGACGACUACGACAGGUUACGGCCAUUAUCCUACCCUCAGACUGAUGUUUUCCUGGUGUGUUUCUCCAUCGCCAACCCUGCAUCCUAUGAGAAUGUCCGUGGCAAGUGGCUCCCGGAGGUCUCCCACCACUGUCCCAACGCACCCAUCAUCCUGGUCGGGACCAAGGCGGACCUGCGCGACGACAAAGAGACCAUCGACAAGCUGAAGGAGAAGAUGCUGGCUCCCGUCACCACCACACAGGGCGAGGAAAUGCACCAGGAGAUCGGUGCUGUGAAGUAUCUGGAGUGCUCUGCUCUGACCCAAGAAGGAGUGAAGCAAGUUUUUGAUGAAGCCAUCCGUGCUGUGAUGUCGCUAAGGAAUGCUCCCCCUAGAAAGAAAAAGUGCAGUGUCAUGUAAACUACAGUCAAACCUGUAUUAGCGGCCACCUUUGUAUAGCAGCCACUUGGCCAUAGUGGCCACUUUUUGUCGGUCCCUUGGAUUCGUAAUGAUUAAGAAAUAGGCUUAGCGGACACCUGUCCAACGCGGCCACGGCCACACGAUUUCCGGUCCCUGUCUAAACACUGCCUAUGCAACCAUACAGCGGCCUUAUGUCACCCAGCACCGAGUUCAAAAUCGUAGUUUGUGAGGAUUUGGAGUUCCCAACAAGGUCAUUUUGGCAGUAGCGGAAGGUAUGCGUGCCUUGAGCGUUAAAGUGCAAGUCUUUGUCGGCAACUUUACCAAACGAGACAAUGUUACUUGGUGAGAAAGAUUAUUGGGAACUGAAAUAAUGUGCAACUUGCUUGUGGCCAAUUGAUCAACAUUUUCUCUAUAGUAGCCACUGUCUAUAGUGGCCGAAUUUCUCCAGUCCCUUGAGUGACCGCUAUACACAGGUUUUGACUGUACUACACCUGGCUGAAGAGAAGCAUGUAUGGUCGGAAUUUUUCUGUUCUAAGUGAUAGCAAGUAGGAUAUCUAGAAGGCAUUUUCAAAACUGCAUUAAUCUUACCAGUUUUACAUGUAGGAUCUUGUUUCCUUUAUUUUUCCCAAUGUGUGUUUGUCAAUCACACUCAGUAACGUAGCAGGUAAAGUAGAACCUAUGCAAUCAAAACAGAAGACAGAAAAAUGCUUUUUGUCUCUUAAUUACAAUUUAGAAAUGUUAUAAUAAGCAAUUGGAAGAUGCUAUAGGCUAUGGUAUGGUUGUUAGUUUAUCAAGAUAUAUAUGCUAGUUGUCGAAAAGUGUGACUAGUAUUAAGUCUACGGUGAUAUUUUAGUCGUUUUAUGCCUCAGUAGCUUUGUUGGAAACUACAGCUGCUUAUUGUUCAGUUAACAAAAUAGAAUCACUCAAGAAGCCAUAUAUUAGUUUGUCGUAACAUUAGGUAACGGACAUUUGGUUUGCAUUUGGUAACUUACAUUAACACUGUUCAUAUAGCUUCACCGAAUACUGAUGUUCCUACACUGAUAACCAAUAUGCUGUUUACUGCGAUAUUUGUCUGUAACACACUUACUCUGGGUUUGGGCGAAAUCUCAAGGCUCAAGUAUUCUCAAGUAACAGACCAUGAUACUUGUGUUCGUGAAUAAUUGUGUAAUACCUGGGGUUUGUGAAAGGUGACAGCGAGUCUUACUUUCUAUCGAAUACAAAAUGAUGCAUUAAUGUAUUUGAUGUUGUACAAUGACAUGCGUUUGUACGAUAUCCCAAUGUUCACUGACAUGCAGGUCAAAUGACCAGAGUGUAUCGCCCUAGGAAAGCAAUAAUAGAUAAAUACAAGAAAAAAA